CGGCAGACAGAUUUGUGGUGGAAAGACGUUAGAUGAGAAGAAUAUUGAGCAAAUCCCCAAAGGACAAGAGGGGGAACAAAGUGAUCAGAAGCACAAUGGAGCAUUAACUAAUAGAUAAGGUCCAGAUACAGAAGGCGUUUAUGGUUUGGAUAUGGAACAUAAAUGGAAGGAAAGCGGCUACCAGGUGUGCAAGUCAUAUGAACGGUGGAAGAGUAGAGGACGACCAAGGAAGAAGCGGAUUGACAAUGUGAAAGAAGACCUGAAAUAUCAUGGAUUGGAUUUGAGAAUCGCUAUCCACGUGGUGUUCAAGAUGGCUGUGCCCCACCUUGCUUAUCUGAAAAUGCCCCUGGUGACUCCACAGCAAAGCCACCACAGGACAGAGAGAGGAGGAGGAGGAGGAGGGGUCUUGUGAUCGAAUAUGAAUCUGACAGCAUCGAUCCAAAAACCUCCAGGUGGGAACCACAAAGCUGGGAGAGGCAGCUGGAGAACAUCCGGGAAAUGAGGAAGAACAAGGACGCCCCUGUGGAUCAGAUGGGAGCUAACAAAUGCUUUGACCAGGAUGCCACUCCCAAGGUAAUGCGAUAUCAGGUUUUGAUGUCACUGUUGCUAUCCAGCCAAACCAAAGACCAGGUGACAUCUGCCGCUAUGGAGAAACUCCGAGGUCAUGGCCUGUCUCCAGAGAACAUGCUGCACACUGAUGACAAGACACUGGGAGAGCUCAUCUACCCCGUUGGGUUUUGGAAGAGCAAAGUGAAAUACAUAAAGCAAACGACGGAGCUGAUUGUACGCCAGUACGACGGCGAUAUUCCCGACAAUGUAGCUGAGUUGGUAAAGCUGCCGGGCAUCGGACCAAAGAUGGCUCACCUCAUUAUGGACAUCGCCUGGAAUAAGGUGUCUGGCAUUGGAGUUGACACACACGUGCACAGGAUCGCCAACCGGCUGAAAUGGGUGAAGAAGGAAACAAAGGCCCCGGAGGAGACAAGAGUGGCAUUAGAGAGCUGGCUUCCAAGGGAGCUGUGGAGUGAAAUCAACUGGCUGCUGGUGGGUUUUGGUCAGCAGAUCUGCUUGCCCGUCAGUCCCUGCUGCUCAGACUGUCUCAACCAGGACAUCUGCCCCUCGGCCAGAAGGGGCACAAGCAAAGCCAAAGCCCAGAACAAGGCCCAGUAGCUGAGGUUCCACAGACGUCACCCGAAGGCGUUGAAGAUCUGUUCCAGUUCCUCAGGUAUGGCAUCAUGUCACACUGUCACACAUGAGUGGACACAGUGGGGUUAACGGUGGCCUGACACUGUGACCAGUUAUUCUGACAUCCAGUCACCCGCACUCUCGGGUCAGCUUCAUCCUCAGUGCAGCCGCCACCCACCACUUUCUAAAACUAAAUCAGAGUGCCAUCUGAAUGGCUGCAGGAAAUAAAACAUUUCAGGAGAAAAAUGUCAGCUUCAAAAUAAGACGGGCAGCCGUUAGCAUCCUGAAGGUGGGGAGUAGCCACGGCCUGGGAGCUUUGGAGCAAGCAGACGUGUUCUCCGCUUGUCACUUGAAACUGAAAGAGAGCAACCAUCACUUUUGAACUUUUGUACUUUAAAUAAAUCAUGAUGACUGCACCUCA
Molecule: messenger RNA, 1603 nt
Organism: Erpetoichthys calabaricus (reedfish)
Lineage: Eukaryota; Metazoa; Chordata; Cladistia; Polypteriformes; Polypteridae
Gene: nthl1
Product: nth-like DNA glycosylase 1
Exons: 6
Coding region: 499-1167 (222 amino acids)
Biological process (GO): base-excision repair, AP site formation; nucleotide-excision repair; base-excision repair
Cellular component (GO): nucleus
Molecular function (GO): DNA binding; oxidized pyrimidine nucleobase lesion DNA N-glycosylase activity; DNA-(apurinic or apyrimidinic site) endonuclease activity
Source: RefSeq, a predicted model, not a curated record